Messenger RNA from Polypterus senegalus (gray bichir), 2540 nucleotides. RefSeq names its product tripartite motif-containing protein 29-like. NCBI's taxonomy places the organism in Eukaryota, Metazoa, Chordata, Cladistia, Polypteriformes, Polypteridae. The coding region runs from base 35 to 1285 and encodes 416 amino acids. The record is from RefSeq and is a predicted model, not a curated record. Gene Ontology annotation, molecular function: zinc ion binding. The transcript has 6 exons.
CUCUUUGUCAGACUUGUGUGACUAUACCUGAAACAUGAAGGUGGAAGCAGACCUCUCAAACACACAUGAUUCGUUUUUGUGCUGUGGAUGCAUGCAAAAACUGCAGGAGCCUGUCUUUCUCCCGUGUGGGCAUGGUUUCUGCAUGGAAUGCAAUAAAGGCCUCAGAAGUGAGACUGGAAUAAGCUGUUGCUCUCAAUGCAAAAAGGCUCCACUGAAGAGGACAAUUCAGGUCCAAAAGUCCUUAGAGGAAGAAGCCACAGUCGAUGUGACAAAGAAGAAGAGACUGAGCUCUCUAGUAAAUAGAGAUUUGGGACCUGGAGAAGUGAUGUGCGAUUUCUGCUCUGAGACAAAGUGCAAAGCGGUGAAGUCUUGCCUGAAUUGCUUGAUCUCCUACUGUGGGACCCACAUCCGGGUCCACUAUGACAUUCCCAUGUGGAGAAACCACAAGCUGAUAGAGCCUGCUGAAAACCUGAAGAUGAGAGUCUGCAGUAAACACGAGAAGCCCAUGGAGUUAUUCUGUCGGACAGACCAGACCUGUAUCUGCUACUUAUGUGAAGUGAGUGAACAUAAGACUCACGAUACUUGCUCAACGGAAGAAGAAAGGCAAACAAAGCAGGGGCUGCUGAAAGGAACACUGGAAGACAUCCAGAAAGCAGUUAAGGAGAAGCAAGUGAAGCAGGGCGCAAUGAAAGAAUCUCCAACACUAAUUAAGGUGGCUGCAAAGAGGGAACGGCAAGAAUGUGAGCAGUCUAUUAACACCUUGAAAGAUUUACUCGCUCAAUUCGAAACAAAGAUGAGUGAUCUGAUUACCGAACAAGAAACGAAAGAAAUCCAAAAGGCCAUAGGGAUUGAGAGGCAACUGCAGCAAGAGAUUGAGGAUUUGAAUAGAAGAUAUAAAGAGAUGAUAAGGCUUUCCAAGAUUGAAGACCACACUCUUUUCUUACAGAACUACAAGCCACUUUCUGUCACUUGUGGAGCUGGUGCUUUACCUUCUAAAGUUGUAUGCAGAGACUUUUCAUCUGAAGAACUAAGGAAAGAGUUGUUGGGUCUGAAAACGACUCUAGAGGACAUCAACAAGCGAGGACUGGAGGCAGUCGCUAAAACAGCAGGUGCAGCUCCAGUUAUAACACUGAGGGUGGCUCAUCCGAAGAACAUAAAGGAACUUAUAAAACGACAGCCAGUGCCAAUUUUGCCAUUCCCAUCACUUGUACAAAAUGGAGUCUUGACACAGGUGCAGAAACCCAGCUUCACCUUCGUACCUGCUUUCCCAAAGGGCGCCUGCUAAAUGGCUGAGCUGUUCUACAGCUGUCUUCUCAACAAUUUGGUCAGCCUGCUUUCUGAUUUGUAUCUUCUAAUUAAAGGUGUUAAAAUCCUUCAAGACCAAAGAGGUCAUCUUUCUCCUUACUCCAAGAUGGACUGUUAUUUUACCUGUUGAACACCAAGCAUGGGCCAAUAACUGGAAGUGGAUUCUGACACAAUCACCAGAGACUGAAACCUCCUUUAAAUUUAGGUGUUGCACACAUCUCUCCAGCUGACCAAUAAUCUUUGACUUAUGCUUUUCCCUGUGAAAUUGCAGAGGAUGAGACUAAUAGCUUAACACCGAGCUGAGGAAGACAACUGCAUGCAUUGGAGCUAAAAAAACCUACACGGUCUGACACACAAAUAUAUACCACUCCAGCCUUCAUCUUGGCUUAUCUUUACAAGAUAAUAAGAACUCUUAAUAGCCGUGAUUAACUCUGUCAGGUAAACUUCUAGAUUUAACUAAUUUGCAGAAAGAGGCCUCAAAUCAUGUCCUAACAGUCUAGCCACCUCUAACCUGUUUUGAUUUGUGGUCUUUUUAAAUUAUUUGCUCAUCUCCUUGUGCUUUAUCAAUCUCAUAUUAAAUGUGGAUAUCAUUAUUUUUAUAGUUAGGGAACCCAAUUUUGCCAUUAGCUUCUUUGAUAACAGAUCAUUUUCUAAUGGCUAUAUAUUUUCUGUGGCUUUUUCUGACACCAUCUUUAUUUUCCAAUCCCAGGCACCUCCAUUUUGAGAAUUAGUUACUGUAGUGUUGAAACAACCCUUGGAGGUGUGCAGUGCUGACGUCAUCCUCACAAUAGGCUAAAAGUUCAGCACCGGGAGCUUCCUGGUCACCUGAGUUUGCAAAUAAAUCAACAGAAAUCUCUGUGUGUUGUCGUUAGGGUUCAUUUUUAGCGUCAUAGACUCUUUUCCUGGCGUCGAUGUUGAUUUUUAGUUUAGCGAUUUGGUUUGAUGAAAUGUAGAACAGACCCUUUCUUCUGGCAUUUUUCAUGUUUCUUUUCAUGGUCACCUCCAUUAUUUUGACAGCAAACAUAAUAUAACCCACCACAGUGAAUACAAGUAAGGACAAGCAGACUGUGAGGGCACUCUAAAAUUCCAGAAGUUAAUGAGAAAUCUUGUAAAAUCAAGAAGAAGAAUGGCAAAAUCUUCAAAAGAGUAAAUAACAGCCAACAUCUCCUGUGUAGUAUUUUUGUUUGUCUCAUCUGACUUCUAGCAUUAUCUUUUAAGUUAAUACUGUAUAUAAA